This is a messenger RNA of Penicillium maclennaniae, 1944 nucleotides long. Its product is annotated as WASP family protein. NCBI's taxonomy places the organism in Eukaryota, Fungi, Ascomycota, Eurotiomycetes, Eurotiales, Aspergillaceae. The transcript is spliced from 3 exons. The record is from RefSeq and is a predicted model, not a curated record. The coding region runs from base 1 to 1944 and encodes 647 amino acids.
AUGCCCUCGAUCCUUACCGAUGCAGACAAGGAAACUGUCAAGCGAUAUGUCCCCAAGCCCGCCAACAAGAUCUUGGCCGUAGCUGUCGCGCGACUCUACGUUGCCUACCCGGAUCCACAAAAAUGGACUUAUACAGGCGUGCAAGGAGCAGCUGUGAUCUGCAACGACCUUGUCGGAAGAACCUUCUGGCUGAAAAUAGUCGAUGUUUCGCCUAGUGGAAAAGGCGUCAUUUGGGACCAGGAACUCUUUGACAACUUCCACUAUAAUCAAGACCGUACUUUCUUCCAUACAUUUGAACUCGAAGAUUGCGCCGCCGGUCUGUCCUUCGCCGACGAGAAGGAAGCCAAGACAUUCAUCAAGAAGAUACAGGAGCGUGAGAAGCACGCGAGCAAAGAGACCUCCAAGACUCCCUUUGCUUCAAUUCGAGGGCAGGGCCCUGCGCCCAUUGCCAAUGGCAAAGGUCCCAGCCGAUCUAUCUUUGGUAGCUUGUUGCAUCGCUCGAGCCAUGGUGCUCCAGCUACUGCUGCACCACCACCUCCUGCUGCUGCGCCGUCACUACCAGUCGCGGCUCCCCCGGUUCAUAUUCCGAGCGCUUCAGCGGCCAAGGCAGACCUGCCGUUUGAUAUAAACGAUCCUUCGCAAAAGGGGCUGUUCGACGAGCUUCAGCAAAUGGGUAUUACAGCAGACCAAAUGGCGGAACAUGCCGACUUCAUUAAGUCGUGGAUUGCCGGAAAGCAAGUCAAUGAAGCAGCCGAGAAUGCAACACCGACUGGAAGAGCUCCUCCACCACCUCCUGCCGCCCCUAAGGUAAACACAAUCAGUCCGCAAGGCACGGGUAGCUCCGGUCGACGCGGCCCUCCACCUCCGCCCCCUGCUCCUCGCAAAGGUCGCGCCGACACGGAGGAGCCGUCAUCACCUCCCCCUCGUGAGCCAUCUCCGCCUGUUCGACGAUUUGCUGCACCUCCUCCGAUCGCAGAUGCCGGCAAGUUCGCUGAGCCGGCCGGUCCAGCACACACGAGGCGCCCACGAGCCGUCUCAAGUGUUACGCCGGGUCCACCUCCACCUCCUCGUCCUCCAAAGACUCCAAUGGAGGAAACACAGCCCAUUCCGACCCGAUUUGGAGUGCCUCCGCCUUUCGCGGGAGAUCGCAAGGUCUCAGCGCCCCCUGCGCCUCCUAGUCGCAGCCCAGUUCCUCCAGGUCCUCCCCCACCCCCUCCUCGUGCAGGCAGUCCGGCAGUUCAACCACCGCAGCUACCUCCCAAGGUUCUGAAUGCAAAUCUUCCGCCUGGUCCACCACCUCCCCCACCCGCCAGAGGACCUGCAUCCCCGCCGCUACCAGCUCCCCGGCCCGUGCCAAGCCCCAUAGCAGCGGCACCUCCUCCGCCUCCCAGAGGACCUACCUCUCUCCCUCCUCAACCAAGUACUGGGGCACCUGCAGCACCUCCGCCUCCGCCACCACCGGGUCGGGGUGGCCCUUCACUACCUCCCCCGCCUCCUCCAGCACCAGGUUCAUCUGCCCCUGGAGGACCCCCGCCUCCUCCACCACCUGGUCGCCCCGCUGCGUCGGUUCCCCCGCCUCCGCCGCCUCCUGGUUCUGGUGCACCCGGUGGUCCUCCACCGCCGCCUCCGCCUGGGGGUUCUGGAGCUCCUCCUCCCCCACCAUUGCCUGCGGUGGGUGGGGGUGGACGAGAUGGCCUCAUGGCUGCCAUUCGUGCUUCUGGCGGCCAGGGCGGAGGAGGGUUGCGCAAAGUCAAGGACUCCGAGAAAAAAGACCGCAGUGGUGCUAUAGUCCCUGGAAGUGCCCAAGAAUCCGCUGCUGCCACUUCCAGCUCAGGAGGUGCGCCGCAGGGUGGCUUGGCUGGUGCACUGCAGGAUGCGUUGAAGAAAAGAAAGCAGAAAGUCAGCGGAAGUGAUGACGAGAAGUCCGAUGAUGACGAUUGGUAA